Megachile rotundata (alfalfa leafcutting bee) is the source of this 1196-nucleotide messenger RNA. RefSeq lists its product as uncharacterized. Lineage: Eukaryota; Metazoa; Arthropoda; Insecta; Hymenoptera; Megachilidae. The record is from RefSeq and is a predicted model, not a curated record.
CCUACAUGCUACUGACAAUGAGUAUAAAUAGGGUGUAUUAUGCAAUGCUUCAAAAUCUCGAUUUAUGUCCUUUGGCCAAUAUCAACGAGCGCAUCUGCUAUAUCAAUCGAGUAACAAGGAUUACUGGUCAACCAACAUGUGAAACAAAAUUAUUCGCAUUCAAAAUGAAAGGAAUACCUUCAACAUGUCAAACUCAAAUUAUCAAGGGUAAUUUCGAGAGAUGGGUUUAUAUCCAAGACAAUGAAUGGAUCUUUUCGGCUUCGCACCCACCAUCUUUAACGAUCACUUGCUCUCCGACACAUAUUGAAGACGUCAAAUUGAAAACUACUGGAAUUAUUCGUCUUGGACCUCAGUGCAAGGGUUAUACCGAGACAGUCGUUCUGGAAUCGUCACAAGGCAUCACCGCAAAUCGUAGCCACAUUUUAAUGCAACAAAUUCCUGAAGAAGAUUGCUGUCCGAAAAGUCAUGAAAAAUCCACGAUCAUUCCGAUACGUUUAGAGCCAGUAAAAGUCACGGAUAUUAAUACAGAAGAGCUCAAAUAUUCUAACCAUAAACUUAUUCAGUUAGAAAAUUUUUUGCAAAAGGAACUAAAUAAACCGGUUAUCGUUCAACACAAUCGGUGGUCCACUGUUGCAUUGAGCGUAACAAUAUCCAUUGUCAUACUAGUACUCGCAAUAUAUCUUUUACGUCGUUGUGAUAUGCUACGUUCAACCAUCAGAUGUCUGUGCCUCAUCAAGGAUCCGAAGUCAAUAAACGAUUCCUGUUGUUUAAAAAUCAUAAAUACAAACGUUAAUUCUGGUCCUGUAACAAGCAGACAACUAGUGAAACUCCUGGAAGAAGAAGACGGAUCCACGUUAGAAGAAGGACCAUUCAACCUAUUAUCAACUCAUUCUGCGGAUGGUUGGCAGCAAUAUGAUACUUUAAUUAGACCUGUAGGACAACCUGGAUUGAGAAGACCAACAUCGCGUGCACCUUCUGUAAAUAUGGAUUAACUAAUUUUUCCCUCCAAAAGAAAAAUGAAGAUUGUAACCCCAUAAUUUAUCAUUAUUAUUUGUUUAAUGUUAAGUAGUAUUAGCGUAGGUACAAAUAAUUAUUAGUAUCUUCAAUCAUCCUAGAUUUCAUGAUAUUUACUCUUUAGAUUAAGUAAUUCUUUAGCCGUUAGAAAAAUUCGUAUGCGUUUUUAUUCAUUACUUAUG